This is a messenger RNA of Guillardia theta CCMP2712, 1074 nucleotides long. RefSeq lists its product as hypothetical. Gene Ontology annotation, molecular function: tRNA binding. Lineage: Eukaryota; Cryptophyceae; Pyrenomonadales; Geminigeraceae. Gene Ontology annotation, biological process: lipid metabolic process. The annotation marks the transcript as partial. The record is from RefSeq and is a predicted model, not a curated record. The transcript has 2 exons.
CUGCGAGGAAGCGUCACCGCUGGGAUGGCGUGUGCGAUCAACGACCUGGGGGUCGCGGAUGCGUUUGACCUUGUGCUUGGCUCAUCGGCUGGCUCCAUUGUUGGAUCUUAUCUGGUUGCUCGUGCUGACCAUCGCACGACCUAUCAGUUCUUCUGCAAUUACCUAACAACUUCCAAGAAUCACCUCAACGGCACCAGUUGGCUUGACAUUUCAAGGCUCACUAAGCUGCUUUCCCCCAUCCGCCCUGAUUUCUCGCCAAAAUCUCCUGUCAUGCUACUAGAGUACCCCAUGAAACACAUCAUGCAAGAACUCUUGCCCUUGAACUGGACGGUCUUUGAACGCAACAACAAGCAUCAGCCGAUGAAAGUGAUCGCUUCGGGCUUGUUCUCUCAAGGCCCGGUCAUUCUCGGGACUGAGGAGGACAGUUUCAAUGAUCUGUCUUCUCUUUGUGACUGCAUCAAAGCUUCUUGCAUGUUGCCCGGCAUCGCUGGCAUUCAACCCAUCUGGAUCAAAGGAAGCUCAUCUCGCGAUCCUGAGAAUCUCAAGCAGGGGGAGGUUUCCGACUCGCUCGCAAGCUUCGUUCCUGAGGUAGAGCCCUUGGUGGACGCUCUGGUCUAUGAGCCCAUCCCCUAUCGCUCCGCCUUGUCCUCCGGCUGCUCCCAUGUCCUUGUGCUACGCUCGUAUCCCGACGGAAACUUGAUGCCCAAGAGUUUGCUGGGGAUCUUUGAGAGACUCAUAGCGCCAAAGUGUUUGGACCCCUUUCCCAAGGUCAAGAAGCAUCUGCAUGACGCGGGGCACUCUAUCAUCUACGCCAAGGACAUUCUCUUGCUGAACCAGCAGGCGAGCAAGGGACUCGUCUCGAAUCAGGCUGCAGACGAGGGAAGGCAGGAGGAGGAAACUGAUCCUCGUCUCUUUGCGAUAGCGCCACUCGAUGUCGACGACGUGAUCUCGCAGCUUGCGCUUGACAGGAACGUGCUGCUUGCUGGGAUCCUGCAGGGGUUUGUGAGGGCGUACGACAUCCUUGGGGAUCCGUCUCGCUCCUUGACGGGAGCAGAGAGAGCCAUCGACUUGUUC